Messenger RNA from Arabidopsis lyrata subsp. lyrata, 643 nucleotides. RefSeq lists its product as uncharacterized. NCBI's taxonomy places the organism in Eukaryota, Viridiplantae, Streptophyta, Magnoliopsida, Brassicales, Brassicaceae. The transcript is spliced from 2 exons. Gene Ontology annotation, molecular function: nucleic acid binding; RNA-DNA hybrid ribonuclease activity. Bases 1 to 555 code for a protein of 184 amino acids. The record is from RefSeq and is a predicted model, not a curated record.
AUGAUGUUUGUGUUAAUCAUCACCGCCGGCCAUGUUAAUUAUAUAACAUGUAUUGUUUCUAGACACUGGACCAAACCACCUCUUGGAUGGAUCAAAUGUAAUUAUGAUGGUACUUUUAAUAGAGAUAUGCCUGCAAAGGCUGGCUGGGUUAUAAGGGAUGAUCGAGGAACUUUUAUUGGCGCGGGUCAAGCGAUAGGGAAACCAACCAACAGUUGUCUGGAGAGUGAGCUGCAAGCAUUGAUCAUGGCCAUGCAAAAUUGUUGGGGUAAAGGAUACAAGAAGAUAUUAUUUGAAGGGGAUAAUAAAGAGAUUGAAGAGAUCCUUAACGGUAACAAGGCCAACUUUGGAGCUUAUAAUUGGAUUCGUGAAGUAAGUGCGUGGAGGAAAAGAUUUGAAGAAUGCCGAUUUGUGUGGACAAGAAGAGACUGCAACAUGGUUGCAGACACAUUAGCUAAAGGACAUUUACCGACUCUUUCACAGUUCUAUUUUCAUGCUUAUGUUCCUUAUGCAAUUGUAAACACCUUACACUGUGACUUUGUCACAUCCAAUGCUUAAUAUGAAAGCUGAAGUUAAAAAAAAACAUGUAUUGUUUCUAUGUAAUUAUUAAGGAAGAAGUUAAAAAUACGGUGGUACGGAUUUAUAU